CAAACUAAAUGAUAAUAAAUCUCCAUAAUGAGAAAAAUAUUAAAUUAGAUAAGAUAUUUUAAACUCCUAAAUCUGCAAUAAUUGGUAAAGAAGUAAUGAAAUUAAGUUUUUAAAGCCUCCUUAAGAACCACACAUCACCCUUUAAAUACCCCCUCAAGUUAACCUCAUUUCUUACAACUACACAAAUUAGCUUUGUCAUGUCUAUUCUUUCCAAUUCUUCUAACAUGGCAAAGAAGGAAUCGAGAGGUCGUCAAAAGAUAAAAAUGGCUAGGAUUAAAAACCCAAGUCAUAGACAAGUAACCUUCUCAAAACGCCGUCUAGGGUUGUUUAAGAAGGCUAGUGAAAUAUGCACUCUUUGUGGUGUAGAAGCCGUUAUAAUUGUUUUUUCCCCUGGCCAAAAAAUUUUCUCUUUUGGAUACCCAAAUGUUGAUUCUAUAGUCGUUCGUUACCUUAGUCGUAACCCUACAAGUCGGCAAACAUCGAGCAAUGGUACCAAAUCUGAAGGCGUUGGUGGUCAACAAAGCUCUACUAUGCGCGAACUCAACUCGCAGUUAACCAAAAUUCUUGAUCUCCUAGAGGCUGAAAAGAGUAGGGGAGAUGUGUUUAACACCUUAAAGAGGAAGCCUAACCAAUGUUGGUGGGAGGCGCCUAUCGAUAAACUUGGCUUGCAUGAACUCGAAAUUUUGAGUGCUUCAAUGGAAGAUCUUAAGAAAAAUAUAGCUAAUCAAUCCAUGUUUCUAGAGAAAACAAUCUCUUCUUCAUCAGCUUUAGGCAUGAACAAAGGUAAUGGCGCCGGAGUUUCUGAUCAACAACAUUUUGACCUUAAAUCUAUUGAGGCCAAAAUUGAAGGGUUUGCUCUUCCUGAUCAUCUAAUUGCCAACUUUCAUGCACCAAAAUUCUUCUAAUAUUGCCUCUGUUUUUCUGUUUUUUGACUAGCAUCUCACUAGUCCUACCUACAGGUUUUUUUUCCUCGUUUUCGCUACGGUUGUUUUCUCCUCGCUUAGGCUAUGGUUGGUUUUUUUGUUCUUCCUCUGUUGAAAUAAUUUCAAUUUUGGAAAAAUAUCUACAAGUUCAGUAUGUAAUAAUUUCUUCAUGCAAUAAAAGUAGCAGAGAUUCUUCUAUUUGGUUUUAGCUGUCUAUAUAUCACUCCUACUGUUACAUGUUGCCUAAAUCUAUCAUUUACUGACAGCUACUCAUAUUAAUUACCAUUUUUCGGUUACCAUAUUUUGCUAUGAUUAUUAUUGCACUUGUACACGAUUUAUAUUAAGGCCAUAAAGUAUUGACACUUAAAUUUUCAAGCUAAUGGCAUAUGAAAUCAGAAAAGUAAUGUCAGAGAAGUACCUACUGUCGGAGAAAUAAUGUCAUUGAAAUUGUUUGAAUCCCCGAAUUUCAUGUGUUUAACUGAUAUUGCUAAAUGAAGAAGAUCAAUACAAAAUACAGAAAA
Molecule: messenger RNA, 1444 nt
Organism: Chenopodium quinoa (quinoa)
Lineage: Eukaryota; Viridiplantae; Streptophyta; Magnoliopsida; Caryophyllales; Amaranthaceae
Product: agamous-like MADS-box protein AGL62
Exons: 1
Coding region: 198-905 (235 amino acids)
Biological process (GO): regulation of transcription by RNA polymerase II
Molecular function (GO): RNA polymerase II cis-regulatory region sequence-specific DNA binding; DNA-binding transcription factor activity, RNA polymerase II-specific; protein dimerization activity
Source: RefSeq, a predicted model, not a curated record